UGAUGCACGCUAACAAGGUUGAAUGCUAGAAGCCAUCUGUAAUAGCAAUAGUACGCCUUACAACUUUCUUGGUACUCUGCAGACAGGGCACAAGGGACAUAAAAUCCGGAAAAGUUAACCAAGGGGAAUCAUCAACUGCUCCUGAUGGGGAAAUCAUUUCUGCUCUCACCCACUUUGACACCCUCCAAAUUUUGUCAAAAACAUACAUCAAUUCUACCCCGUAAUUAUCCUAAAGUUUCAUACUUUAGGAGUUCCAAUGCAAAUUUGGACUCCUUCAGGGGUUGCAGAGAUGGGUUUUGUAGCAUACCAUCUUUUAAAGCAAUGCCCACAAGAAGAUUAUGCAGCAAGGCCUCUGUAUUUUCUGAAGUUUCAAAUCAAAAGCAGUUCUUUAAAGUUGGUGCUGAGUCAACUGGGCCAAUUCCUUCCAAACAGCUUCUCCAAGUUGUUCAAACUGCUGCUGAGACUGGUGCUAAGGUUGUAAUGGAUACUGUGAACAAGCCUCGAACUAUUGCCUACAAAAUAGGACUCAGCGAUCUGGUGACUGACACAGAUAAAAUGAGUGAGGCUGCUAUUCUAGAUGUUGUCAGGAAUAACUUCCAAGAUCACCUAAUUCUUGGUGAGGAGGGAGGGCUCAUAGGAGAUUCUUCCUCUGAUUACCUUUGGUGUAUCGAUCCUUUAGAUGGGACCACAAACUUUGCACAUGGUUAUCCUAGCUUUUCUGUGUCUGUUGCAGUAUUGUUUAGAGGCAAGCCAGCUGCCGCCACUGUGGGUGAAUGUGCCUGUGCUUUAAGCUUCAGUGGCUACAGCCCUAUGGGUACUUCAUCUGUUGAGCACUGUGUCUCCAUGAUAUGUGAUUUUGGACCAUGGCAAUUUGAUAAGCAUGUUACUUUUGAUGGUAGGUCUAAUAAAUAUACUCUUUUGCACAAUGGUAAAAUGAUGGCCUUAACACCCCUCACACCUUCACAAAUGUACGAGGACCAACUUAAGUUGCAAAGAGAAUGUGACUUAGACCGCCAAAAGAGAAAGCAAAAAGGGGCCGAAUCUGGAAAUUGCUCAACAUCGAAUCUUGAGCAUUCGGCCAAGGACAAAAAUGUUGUCCCUAGUGUUAUAAAUGAUCAAGCAUUAGUUAAGUCACACACUAGGAAACAAAACAUGAUAAUAAAGGCUAAAGACGUUAGGAAAGUUAUGUACUCUGAUCAGCCUUUGUUACUUGUGAUAUGUAAGUAUGUGCUCUUGAAUGUUGAUGAACUUGAUAAGGCAUUGCCUUCGAGUGUAGUUGCUUUGUUGCAGGAAUUUGAGGAUGUGUUUCCUGACGAGAUCCCUGAUGGACUACCACUCAUCUGA
Molecule: messenger RNA, 1344 nt
Organism: Coffea eugenioides
Lineage: Eukaryota; Viridiplantae; Streptophyta; Magnoliopsida; Gentianales; Rubiaceae
Exons: 6
Coding region: 145-1344 (399 amino acids)
Biological process (GO): signal transduction; inositol metabolic process
Molecular function (GO): inositol monophosphate 1-phosphatase activity
Source: RefSeq, a predicted model, not a curated record